This is a messenger RNA of Morone saxatilis (striped sea-bass), 2222 nucleotides long. RefSeq names its product scavenger receptor class A, member 5 (putative) (gene scara5). Gene Ontology annotation, molecular function: ferritin receptor activity. Gene Ontology annotation, biological process: iron ion transmembrane transport. Lineage: Eukaryota; Metazoa; Chordata; Actinopteri; Moronidae. Gene Ontology annotation, cellular component: plasma membrane. The record is from RefSeq and is a predicted model, not a curated record.
AAUGUGUGAGCUUGUUCUCGUCCACAGAGCUGCUGACUGUCUCUGCAGCACUGACACACAGAGAGAGAGAGAGAGAGAGAGAGUGUGUGAGAGUGUGUGUGUUUCAUUUAAUGCAGGUCUGAAUGUGACAGCUGACACACUGAACUUCUGGAGUUACGGCGCAGAGACACAGAAACCUUUUCGUGGGGGAAUUAUGAGAAACGUGGAGCUGUGAUCUUUUUAUUCCCAGUUGACAGCUGAUAAGUCAGGAGGAGAUGGACAACAAGGCCAUGUAUCUGAGUACGUAUGAAGAGAGAGAGAGCGGCUCCAUGUACGAAGAGGCCUACGAUGGACGCAACUUGUCCAAACUCAACCUGUGUGACGAAGGUUCUGGUAAACGUCGCAGGAAGCAGGAUAUGUGCUGCGGUCACCUAAACUCGCUCUCAGCCAUCAAGUACGCCAUCGUCUCCCUCUACAUCCUGGUUCUUCUCACCAUCUUUGGACUCUGCCUGGCAGGUCCUCCGGGGCCAAAGGGAGAGAAGGGUGAUACUGGACCGCUGGGGUCCCCCGGAGCUCCUGGGUUGACAGGCUUGAGAGGAUUUACAGGAGAAAAAGGCAUGCAGGGCCCCCGGGGAAUGAAAGGGCCCAGUGGGGUCGACGGUGUUCAGGGUGAAAAAGGAGAAGUCGGACCUACUGGUCCCAGAGGUGACAGAGGAGAAAGAGGGCUGAAGGGGGAGAAAGGCGAUCGAGGAGACCGAGGAGAGAAAACAGUGGAGGAGGCCAUGGUGCGGCUGGUGAACGGGUCCGGUCCUCACGAAGGUCGCGUGGAGGUUUUCCAUGAGCGCCGCUGGGGGACGGUGUGCGACGACGUCUGGGAUAAAAAGGACGGAGACGUGGUGUGUCGGAUGCUGGGAUACCGAGGAGCCAGUGAGGUCCAUAAGACUGGACGCUUCGGACAGGGUACCGGUCUGAUCUGGAUGGAUGAUGUGGCUUGUACUGGGGCUGAAGACACCAUCCACCAGUGUAAGUUUCCUGGCUGGGGCAAAACCAACUGUGGCCACGUGGAGGACGCCGGUGUGACCUGCAUCACCUAAAUAAACCUUUUCAUGAUCCUGACACUGCUGCAGCGGCCGAGCGUCUCCUUAAAGAGUGCCUUAAACCUUCAAGAAGCUACAAGGUGCACAACGUCCCACCACUGCCUGGGGUGUCAUUUCGCAGUAUGCCGUUUUUUGCCACCUCACCUGACAAACCUCCACGUUGUGCAUGAAGUAAAUCUGCAGCUUUUUUUUUAAGAAGUUCAUGAUUAAACAUUUAGCUUCAAGACUGAAUCAUGAGAGCAAAGAAAAUGCAGACAUUGUUUAACUUUGGGCAACUGUUACGAGCUGGUACACGGGGAUGAACGCACAGCAGGACUCAAGUCUUCAUUGAGGGCCGAAGGUCAGCUUUCAGACCAUCAGAGGCUCGUCAGGUUUGCUGUUUUUGCCUCCGGAGUUGGGAGAAAGCUAAUCCGACAACUUCACCAUCACAAAGCCUUCAAUUCGUCUGCUGGUGUCUGCAAGUCGCUGAGGAGCUGAAACGAAACUGACGAGACUGUUAUUGAUAAACUGAUCUUUCAUUUACAGGCAGCUGCUCUUCACAGUAUUAUACAGGAACGGCUUUUGAGUGAACGUACACAUACACGGCGGUGCCUUAUUAUAUAUCAUUGUAUAGUAUUACCCAGUGAGCAAUCAUUUCAUGGUUUGCAGGUCAAAAAGCAGUUUGAGUUGAGUUAAAACUGGACAAAAUUUGGGCUAAGAGUUCACAUUUUUUAAAUUCCUGUGGGAUUUUUAAUAUUCAGUGUUACUUACCAGAACUAACAAACAUGCUGAGUACUUUUCCAGCCUCUUAAAACAUCUGCAAAGCCGAUUUUUACUGUACCUCCAUGUUUGCUCCCGAACGGAUUAUUAUUAUUAUGAUAAUUAAAAAGGGGUCAACUAAGACUUCUCAUCAACCAACGGUUUAAUCAACUAAUAGAGGACAACCCUUCUAGCAGUCCAGCAGUCUUCUGCAGGACUGUAUCCAUCACUUUUUCUGUGUGCGUCCUCAUGCAAAUAAAACAAAAAACAAAACAUUUCUCCAUAGCGCAACAAGUGAUCAAAAAUACACAAAGGGUACCUUCAAAUUAAAAUGAAAGGGUUUUUUAAAUAUUAUAUAUAUUUUACCCAAAGAAAAUCUGUAGUUCUACAAAGUUCAUUGUUAAAACA